UCUGCCACCCACCCCAUAUACUUCAUCCGUUGUUCAGGAGAGGAGACGUACCAAUCUUCCAUUCGCCAUGGCCGCCUUCCGCCUCCUCUUCCUCCUGCUUGCCUUCUCCGCCAGCUGCAACAGCAUUGCCGCUGCCAGCGCGAUGUACAAGGCGAGGGCCAGUGUGAUUUUCAGACAUGAUGCUCGCACCAUCGAGGUCAAAUUCGUCCUCCCCGCCAGCAACAGCCCAGUCGCCGCUGGGGACGAGGACCUGCAGCUCCGGCAGGAAGCCAUGGCGCAGGCCAUUACCGUGAUCUCUCGCCACAGGCCAGAGACCAGCGACGCCGAGAAGCUCAAGUGGGCGCUGGGGGUGGUGAACCUCGAGGCCCAGCGGUGGAAGCCCAUCUUCAGAGCCGUCAGCACGGUGCUGGAGAGCGGCGCCGACGACGGCACCAAGGAGGACGCGUUCGCCCAGGCCAAGGAGGAGCUCAACCGCGAGCUCGGCCAGGAAGGUCCCAACGCCCUCAAGAUCGACUUCGGGUAUAUGUGACAUGCAUCGCCAGUUCCCCACCUCUGCCUUAAUUUCUCUAUCGGCCUUAGCGCGCCCAAGAUAUCUGUGGUGUUGUUAGUCAUGUAUAGUGCUCCCGUCCGUGCGCUGCGGCCUGUCGCAGCUGUCGGAGCACCGCCAUUAUUUCCCUUGAGCUUCGUUCUUGACGCCUUUGGCUGCGGAACGUUUGUGAUUGUGCUUGCAUUUCCUUA
Molecule: messenger RNA, 738 nt
Organism: Triticum dicoccoides
Lineage: Eukaryota; Viridiplantae; Streptophyta; Magnoliopsida; Poales; Poaceae
Exons: 1
Coding region: 68-529 (153 amino acids)
Biological process (GO): negative regulation of translation
Molecular function (GO): rRNA N-glycosylase activity
Source: RefSeq, a predicted model, not a curated record